Messenger RNA from Sphaerulina musiva SO2202, 1227 nucleotides. RefSeq lists its product as uncharacterized. NCBI's taxonomy places the organism in Eukaryota, Fungi, Ascomycota, Dothideomycetes, Mycosphaerellales, Mycosphaerellaceae. The record is from RefSeq and is a predicted model, not a curated record. Bases 1 to 1227 code for a protein of 408 amino acids. The transcript has 4 exons.
AUGUCUGAUAAAACGCCCGAUGCGACCUUUCAUACCACCAAGUUGCAAGAUAUCCUGCAUUUGUGGCACAAAGCUGUGCCUCCACACAACUUGACUGUGCUACUACUCUGUGAGACACACAAUCCAACACCACUGCGUCACGGACAGUUCGAUGGGCCAUCUGGCUUCCCAGUCGCUAAAGAGACUUCUCGCGCACUUGACGAAGAUUCCAACAUUUCUCUGCGCAACGAUGCUCCAGACGAAAUCUAUCGAACCGAUGCAGUGUCUGCCACAGCAUUACCCUUCGACUCCUCCAUCCUCACCAGAGCCCCACAUCUCAUUCGUCGAGUUCAAUCCAGUCGAUUGCCUCCCCAGGUUGUACGCCCGGCCACAGAUGCAGUCUACUACAGAGCCCAAGUGAAAGGUCACACCUUGAUGUGCUGGAUGCAAAAUCCCGCACUCGCUGGAGACCAGGCAAUCAGUCCAUGGAAUCGAUUCGAACAAUUGGCCGAGUGGGGUUGGACUGGUCCUCAAGGAUCAAAUCCCAUCCGAAUCAAUUACUCCGAAGAGCGUGAUCCUGCCAUGAGACGAUUGGUGGGUAGUCGUCCGAGGACGGGCAUGGUGGGCCAAGUAGAGCAUAAAACGACUCCCGCUCAUGCACCUGUGACGCUGGAUGGAAAAACUUAUCAAUACCCUGCAACUAUGGCGGAAUACCAAAACAUCUUCUACCCCAAAGACGGAGUCAUUCUCGCAUAUUACAAUUUCGGUCCCGACUAUUUCAUCAACGGCCUCCUCCGCCACUGGAACAGCUCAACAAUGCUCAAACCCGAACUAUCUCGACUCUCCGACAUCUGGUGGCUCCUCUGGACCAAAAUCUGCUCCCUCAGCGAAACCGACCCUCGAGACCUACGAUACAUCAUCCAAAAAAGCGUCAUCAACGAAUCCACUCAAACCGUGCUCGCGCGAGUGCUGCAGCACUGGUGGCCUGCAGAGCCUGAAAUCUCUCAAGGUAGAGCUCCGAAAUGGCCUGGUAAACUCGUUACGCGAGAUAUGGCGGGAUUCGAUGCGUUGUUGGGGACGGAGAAUAUUUGGGGCGUGCCGUAUUUGCUUGUGCAGAGGUGUGCGGUGUUGGGGAGGAGAGAGGUUAAGGGUAUUCGUGUGUAUAAUCCGGAUCCGAGAACGACUUAUUAUGAGGUUAAUAUGGUUGUGGAAAUUGGGGAUGUGGAGGUGAGAGUUACUGAUGUGUAA